CCCCCUUCCUAACCUUCUCGCAUUCAUCUUACCCCCCUUUCGCUUCGAUCCUCCAUACCAGUGCUCCAUAACCCAACGCCCUUGACAACCACUAAACAAAAUGUCGGACAUCGAUCAAGAAUGGAAGCCCAAGAACCGUCCACAGUCGACCAUGGCACAAGCCUUCUCAUCCGCGCUGGAUAGCGCCUUUUCGCUUGAUUCCGAUGUCAAUCACCUUUCACAGACCAUCGAUCAAAAGAGACACCAAAUGAUGAUACAGGAGCGAGAAUUAGAACAGCUUCAGGCUAGGAUCCGGGAAGCUGAGGAACGCCUCAAAGCCCGACAGUCUUUGGUCCUCGACGGAAACAACACAAGGUCUCCUUCGGCGCAACGAGGGGACCGGUUCUACCAGUCAGGUGAGGAUUCCCAGCUGGACAACAUCUGCCACGGUCGUCAUUGUUGCUGACAGCGCUUGGUUGCAGCAUCCACCUCAGCAUCGACAUCCCCUACGGAUUCCGCCGGCCAAUACUCCAGCGGCGACGAACAACAGCGUGGUCAGGGCCGCAACUCAUGACUGCCUUUGACGGGCCGGGGUCGGUUAUUAUCAGCAUAUAAUUUGGGUCAAGG
Molecule: messenger RNA, 606 nt
Organism: Aspergillus piperis CBS 112811
Lineage: Eukaryota; Fungi; Ascomycota; Eurotiomycetes; Eurotiales; Aspergillaceae
Exons: 3
Coding region: 101-445 (114 amino acids)
Source: RefSeq, a predicted model, not a curated record